AUGAUCAGGAAUACCAUUACACCAGGGCCUUUUGUUUUUGACAGGAGAGACACUUCCCUUCCUCCUCGUCCUGGAAAUGGGGUCCACCAGCUUGAGGAGCGGUUAUCCAGGCAGGAAAGGACCACGGCUCUUCUCCUCGACCAGGCUUCCCGGAUCAAGGAUGAGCUGGUCUCCUACCUCCGAGGACCUCGAGGGGACCAGCAAGGGGAGGUGGCUGCCCGGCAGCUGCUGGAAAGUCACUUCCAGGCCAUUGUGGGUGCAGUUAAGCAGCUGCGGCAGGACGUUGAGGUUUUGGAAACGCAUAUAAGAACAAGGGAUAAUGCCACAAUCAAAACUAACUUUGUUGUUCAGAGUUUGGACCGUAAAUAUAUCCAGGGUUUUGGAGACCUGCGUGGAAGAGUGGCAAGAUGUGAAGCAAGCAUUGCAAAAUUAGCAGGAGACAUCAAUGUUAUUAGGCAUGAGGCCCGCAAGAUUGACAAAGAGAUUUAUGGUGUUCGCUCUGCCCUUGAAAAGUCUGUUAGCGAUUUUGAGAAGAAGGUAAUGCAGCUAUUAGGGAAGAUAGAGACUUCCAAUUCUGAUCAAAGCUCAAAUUUAAAGACAGUCCGGGGAGAUCAACAUCACGAAUUGCAACUUCUGGAUUUCAAGUUGACACAUAUUCUAAAUGACUUCAAAGAUCAAAUACAGAACCAGCGAAAGUGGACGGAGAUGCAGUUGACAAGGUCUGAGCAAGAUCAAGCCUACCACAGGAAUCAGCUGCUUCACUCAAUGAAGGAGAGACUGGAAACAGCAGAGAAAAGACUAGAAGACAAGCUUCUGCUUCUGUCACUAAAGCUAGAAAGAACAGAUAAACCACAGAAGUAUGAAAAGCAGUUGAACCAGAUGAAGAAUGAUGAAAAAACCCUGCAUGCAAGAAUCACUAGAUUUGAAAGACAAAUCUGGAACGAGCUGGAGGAAAUCCAGAACGAAUAUAGAUCAGGAUUUCAAUCCAUUCGUGAGUCUCUGGAGUUGCUCAGACAAAUACAGAACACAAAGCUGAAACUUGCAAAAAAGAAAAUUCAGAAAGACGCGACCGAGAUACGAUGCAACUGA
Struthio camelus australis is the source of this 1089-nucleotide messenger RNA. Its product is annotated as protein FAM81B. NCBI's taxonomy places the organism in Eukaryota, Metazoa, Chordata, Aves, Struthioniformes, Struthionidae. The record is from RefSeq and is a predicted model, not a curated record.